Messenger RNA from Hyaloscypha bicolor E, 647 nucleotides. RefSeq lists its product as uncharacterized. Lineage: Eukaryota; Fungi; Ascomycota; Leotiomycetes; Helotiales; Hyaloscyphaceae. The transcript has a single exon. Bases 61 to 315 code for a protein of 84 amino acids. The record is from RefSeq and is a predicted model, not a curated record.
UUUCUGAGGAGAUAUAAAAAGAACUGUGUUCAACAAAUCAGCCUACUUCUCCUAUGGCCCAUGUUUUCUGUCUCUGCAAGUUACAUUUCAGAACCUCUGCUCAAUAGAGCGGAGUACAAGACCCACAAAGAGUUCAAGGAAGACAUCGUCAAGCGAGAAAAACUUCUCUUUGAUCUCAGCAGCGAGAACGACAAGAUAAUCCUCAUUCAAUCAUCCCCUCCUCCUCGGUUUCUGGUCACAGGACGCAGAGGGCGCAAAGCAAAGUUGGUAUUGGCCUGGCAUCGCCGCCAACAUCGCGCAGACCAUUGGCCUUGAUCGAAACCUGGAUGGGAAAGGGAAGAGAAGGGAUGAGGCGAUUAGUGAGAGGCAGAGAAGGCUGUGGAGGGACCUUUGGUGGAGCUGUUUCCUGAGAGAUGCUUGGCUUGCUUUUGGCAUGGGAAGGCCAGUGAGGAUUAACACCGAGGAUUGUGACUGCCCGAUGCCGAUAAUUGCAGAUUCCUAAGUAAAUUUCCGGAAUGUAGUGCUCAGCGGGAAGGAUGUUUCUACAAAGAAUUCGGUCGAGUUCGCCAAUCUUUAGCUAGGGCUUCUUAGGGUCAGUGAAGGACUGCACAAAGUUUUGAGGGUUCGAUAUCGUGGCAACGUACCGC